AUGAAUCCAGUAACAAAAGUUAGCAUACUGCUCAUCAUGACUCUCUGCCUUCUCUGCUCCAUAGAGGGUCUCAUCUGUAAUAUCUGUAAAAAUUCACAGAAUUCAAAAUGUAAAGAAAAUCAAAGCCGAUGCUAUGCACAACCUGGUGAAUCAUGUUAUAGCAAAUCAUACUAUUAUGGAACUAAACAUGUGCUCUCACAGCAAGGGUGCCGGUAUAAAUGCCACGACGGAGAAUUCAAAAAUGGACAAUCAUUGACUUACAUAAUGUGCUGUGAUAAAAACUUGUGUAAUAGUUUCUAG
Apodemus sylvaticus (European woodmouse) is the source of this 300-nucleotide messenger RNA. Its product is annotated as prostate and testis expressed protein 4-like. The transcript has 3 exons. The record is from RefSeq and is a predicted model, not a curated record. NCBI's taxonomy places the organism in Eukaryota, Metazoa, Chordata, Mammalia, Rodentia, Muridae. The coding region runs from base 1 to 300 and encodes 99 amino acids.